This is a messenger RNA of Xiphias gladius (swordfish), 2101 nucleotides long. RefSeq names its product tubulin folding cofactor C (gene tbcc). Bases 39 to 1163 code for a protein of 374 amino acids. NCBI's taxonomy places the organism in Eukaryota, Metazoa, Chordata, Actinopteri, Istiophoriformes, Xiphiidae. Gene Ontology annotation, biological process: tubulin complex assembly; post-chaperonin tubulin folding pathway. The transcript has a single exon. Gene Ontology annotation, cellular component: cytoplasm. The record is from RefSeq and is a predicted model, not a curated record. Gene Ontology annotation, molecular function: tubulin binding.
AUUAGUCCGGUUCAAGCUCCUAUACAGUAGGUGGCGCUAUGCACCUUCAACAUUUGCUUUCGGAACUCAAGAAGAAGCAGAAGAGCGGUUGCCAUUUCCGCAUAAACCGUCAGCGCAACAACAUGGCUGAGCAACUAGCUGAAUUUAGUCAGGAAAAUGUGUUUUCUGGUGAAAGCGGUGCGGCCAGGAUUCAAGAGCGACUUCAGAAACGGCAUCAGGCGAGAAUGGAGGACGCCGAGCGGAGGAAGGAAGCGAAAGAGAGCCAGUCUGUCGCCGAGGAAAAGGGCGAGUUUUUCUCCAGCACUUUCAGCAGGGAGCGGCUGUGUAUCGAGGAGCUGCUGUCCAGCUGCUCCGGAGCUGACCGGGCCGUCGUGACUCAGAGGCUGGAGGAGGCGACGGCCAAAACUGUGCUGCUCCAAAAGUUUCUGAACGACAGCGUGGUGUUUCUGACUUCGUACGAGCUAAGACAAGCCCAGGUUGCUCUCCAGAAACUCCAUACGUCCCUUGCUGAGACCAGGGAGGAGGCUCUGCCCAAGAAGAAGUUCGCCUUUCGAUCUCGCACUAAAGCAGCAGACAAAGUCUCCGCACCAGUGUCAGACACGGCUCCACCUGAUGCUGCCACACCUGCAGAUUCUGGUGAGGUGGCUGGAGAUGGAGCUUCUGAGCAGUGCGGCUUCUCCAACAUGGACAGCGAGUUUCUAACCAAAACAUCUGAGGAGAUCCAGAAACAAGACUUGCUGUUGACUCACCUGUCCAACUGCAAGGUCCGUCUGUUCGGUUCCCCCAGCACACUGCACCUGAAGCACAUUGACAGCUGCGAGAUCCUGUGCGGGCCGGUGUCUAGCUCAGUAUUCGUCGAUCAUUGCAGAAACAGUACGCUUAGCUUCCCCUGUCAGCAGCUACGCACCCACAACACAACAGACACACAGGUGUAUCUGCACGUCACCAGCCGGGCCAUCAUAGAAGACUGUCACGGAGUGAGCUUCGCCCCGUUCACCUGGGCUUAUCCCACUUUGGAGGAGGACUUUAGUGUGUCUGGCCUAGACCAGGAACGAAACAACUGGAGCCAGGUAGAUGACUUCAACUGGCUUGCUGCAGGAGAACCUUCCCCCAACUGGACUGUCAUUCCAGAAGGAGACAGGAGAACCAACUGGGAUCCCUAGAGCUCAACCUUUUAAAGCCUUUAUUUGCCAAGUUAACAUUUCAAUUAAACCACCAAACAAAAUGUAAGCCUGAAUACACAUAUAUAGUCUUGUCCAUGUUGCUUCAUGAAGAUGAGUUGGUUUGAUGAGGGUUCUCUUUUAAGACAGUGACUCAGUUGUACUCAGAUUGCAAUUUACGUAGCCCACACACCCAAAUAAUAGAGAAAACACUCAAUUUAAAUUAUUUCCAUCUUCACAUCAAAGAUGAAUUUUGUUAGCCAAUAGCACAGCAGUAUAUAAGAACAGAGGGCUUCUUCUUAUUGAAUCACCAAAUGCUCUAGACAGUAGAAUACAAAGCUAGCCAACCCUUGAUUUCCACGAAAAAGGCAGUAAUACGAGAAGGAAACUGAAAUAAAUGCAUCAUUUUCUCUACAUCAGCAUUACAAAAAUUGGGUUUUUGAUCAUUUUCUAAACCCAGUCUGAAAAGCAUUUGUCUUGUUGGAAGGAAAACAAAUUUGACUAAGAAUAAUCAGCAAAUUUCAUUCACUGUUUUGUGUUGUACUGCUACUUGUCUACACAGCUAUGAAUAAAAAAAAAAACAGCACUUUGUGUGACACGGUUAAAGCUGCACUAAUAUAUUUAAAUAAAAAUCCACCUGUUGUUAUCAUCCCGUACACAUCCUGUAGUAUGGAGGAGCAUCACAUCUUUCCUGAGGCAAUGCAUCCACUCAAAAUUAAACUCAGGUUUUGGACUAUUGUAGGUCUUUGUUCUUCUGCUCAUGAUUAGCAAACAGUUGGCAAAUUGCAAAACGAAAAAAACAGUGAAAGACUACUUCACUCAGAGAAAGCUGUACUCUCCAACAUUAGCUUUAAUGCCUGAUAGGCUGUGGUGUUGAAAAAAAUUCAAAUCAUCCUUUCUUGGUAGAUGUGUUUAUAGUUUACUAGUGUGACAUUGCAGGA